Molecule: messenger RNA, 1532 nt
Organism: Vanessa atalanta (red admiral)
Lineage: Eukaryota; Metazoa; Arthropoda; Insecta; Lepidoptera; Nymphalidae
Gene: Doc1
Product: T-box transcription factor TBX6
Exons: 5
Coding region: 184-1287 (367 amino acids)
Biological process (GO): cell fate specification; heart development; positive regulation of DNA-templated transcription
Cellular component (GO): nucleus
Molecular function (GO): DNA-binding transcription factor activity, RNA polymerase II-specific; RNA polymerase II cis-regulatory region sequence-specific DNA binding
Source: RefSeq, a predicted model, not a curated record
AUCACAACGCGUUUUGUUGUCCUAACUUUUUCAAUUAUGAACUUUUUUUGAUCAUUGCGACUGUUUCUUGAACUAUUUCUCAUUUUACAGAACUGUUUUUGUGAUUAUAUUUUGGCUGUUGUAAUGUUUUUGUGAAGUGACUUUACGAGUGACAUUUCUGAGGUUUUAACUAAGCAUACAAAGAUGAUGAUGGAUCAGGCACACUUCGGAGAAUAUCUUCUGAGGCAGCAAAUGUUGCACGCCGCGUCUCUGAGUAGUCUACAGCACCGUGUUGGCGCAGACGCAGAACCGCCCGCGUGCGAGGCGCGGCUUCUCAACGGCGAUCUCUGGAGACGUUUCCAUGAUAUCGGCACUGAGAUGAUUAUCACUAAAGGGGGAAGACGCAUGUUCCCAUCGCUGCGUGUAUCUCUCAGCGGUCUCGACCCUCGCGAGGAGUACUGUGUGCUGUUGGAACUAUCAUUGGUUGGGCGUCGGCGUUGGCGUUGGGCGGGUGGAGCAUGGGCGGCCGCUGGAGGUGCUGAACCUCAGUCACCGCGUCGCCUCAUGUUACACCCAGACUCGCCAGCUCCAGGACACCACUGGACAGCGAAUCCUGUAUCAUUCAGCAAGCUUAAACUGACUAAUAACACAAUGGACGCACAAGGCCACAUGGUACUAACGUCCAUGCACAAGUACCGACCACGCGUGUUAGUCGUGCGCGCUCGUGACGCCGCAGCGUUGGCCUGGGGCGCGCCGCACGCCUCAUUUUCAUUCCCUGAGACUGAAUUCAUUGCCGUCACUGCCUACCAGAACGACCGAAUAACGAAGUUGAAAAUCGAUAAUAAUCCCUUCGCAAAAGGUUUCCGCGCGUGCGGUCAAUCAAAAUGCAAAAGGAAGAAUGUCGAACCAGAAAACGGUAGCACUGAAGCACAGAACGAGUCCUCGGACGCCAAACGCCCAUGUUCUGAUGCUGCGUCUUCCUGCUCAGAGGAGGGAAGCCUGCGUUCAUCUUCACCACGGUCGCCACCGCUAGUCGAGUCACCAGCUCCACUUGUCGCUUCGCCCGAGAACAUAACCCCUCCUGAACAUCCUACAUUCUAUCCGCCAGAAUUACCAUACAUGCACCCCUUACAUAUGCCAAUGCCUUUAGGGAUGUGGCCUACGAAUACUAUCCCCGGUGGCUUCUUGGGAUCCUCGUGGAGUUCAGUACCCCCACCGCCCCCCAGUUUUCCGACGCCCUCAAACCCGCCGGCACCUUGUCGACGUAUUAAAAGCUUUACAAUCAGCGCCCUUCUCGGCGAAGGCUGACGACGCUAAAAUAAAUAAACAACGGGCAUUAUUCGCAAUAUUUACAUUGGUUUGUAAAUAUAUUUAGAUAGUUAUUAUUUUGAUGUUACGAGUACUCCCUAAACCUACCUCGAGAACUUAAAACGAUAAGGGUCGAUAUAUUUUGUAUGUGAUAAAAGUGCCUUAAGCAAACUUAAGUAGAUUAAGAAAAAGAUAUACUGAUAUGAGUUAAAUAUAUGUCAUAUAUCAACGUUAUUGCUAGACGA